ACGAGCCGGCAAGAGCAACCCAGUAUUCCAGUGUUUCAGUUGGAGUGCAGACACACACAAGUCCACAUACACGCUCACAGAAACACUCACACGGGAGAUAAGAGAGAAGAAGCCAGCUAACGCCACAGCUGCCUCGGCUGCCACUGAUGUUUUAGCCCAGAUGGCGGGGAACUGUGAAGGGGAGCAUGUGCUGACGGGUCUGGACGAGGAGGCCAUCAUUGACCUCGGGAAGACCAGCUCCACCACCAACACCAACUAUGAGACGGAAGACCUGGAGAGCCACAGGGCGGUCUAUGUCGGGGUCCAUGUGCCGCUGGGCCGGGAGAGCAAACGCAGGCACCACGGCAGAGGCCACAAACACCACCGCAAGAGGAGGGAGCGGGAGGAGGACCGUGAGGAGGAGGACCCCACUUAUGACACACCCUCCCAGCGGGUGCAGUUCAUCCUGGGUACCGAGGAUGAUGAUGUGGAGCACGUCCCCCAUGACCUUUUCACCGAGUUGGACGAGCUGUCUUUCAGGGACGGGAGCGCCACUGAGUGGAAGGAGACCGCCAGGUGGUUGAAGUUUGAGGAGGAUGUGGAAGAUGGAGGGGAGCGUUGGAGCAAGCCCUACGUGGCCACCCUGUCUCUACACAGCCUGUUUGAGCUGAGGAGCUGCAUCCUCAACGGCACCGUCAUGCUGGACAUGAGGGCCACCUGUAUCGAGGAGAUUGCAGACAUGUUGAUUGACAGCAUGGUGGCGUCUGGCCAGCUGAAGGAGGAGCUGCGUCAGAAGGUGCGUGAGGCCAUGUUGAAGAGACACCACCACCAGAACGAGAGGAAGCUCAGCAACCGCAUACCGCUGGUGCGAUCAAUCGCCGACAUAGGCAAGAAACAUUCAGACCCGUUCUUGCUUGAGAGAAAUGGGGAGGGCCUCUCUGCCUCCCGCCACUCCCUGAAGCCAGGGGCCUCCGUCUCCAACCUGUCCCAGAGGCGAGAGUCCCGGGUCUCCAUCCUCCUCAACCUCCUCCUGCCAAACUCCUCCUCCACCUCCGCCGGGGGGCCCUCCACCGGACCCUCGCCCCUCACCACCCCCCAGGACACGCCUCCUACUCCCCUCCGCUCCCCAAACCCUCCCCGCGCUUCUGGCCCCGCCCCGGUCCGCCAGGCCAUCCCUGAGGUGGUGGUGUCACCGCCUGAGGACGACGAGUCUCCACCCACCGCCAUUACGAAGGAUGAGGAGGCGUAUUCCGCUCGGCAACCGUCGCUGCAGACUAGAGGGCUCCAGCAGCUGCCCUUAGAAGGGCCACUGAUAUCCACACACUCUGUCCCCAGUAACCUGGAUAGCAGCAGCAAGGCCGGAGACAGGAGGCCCUCCAAAGUUGGGGUGGACACGAACUUCAUGAAGAAGAUUCCUCCGGGCGCUGAGGCGUCCAACGUGCUGGUAGGUGAGGUGGACUUCCUGGAGAAGCCCAUCAUCGCCUUCGUACGCCUGUCUCCCGCCGUCCUCAUCACAGGGCUCACGGAGGUGCCCGUACCCACCAGAUUUCUGUUCCUGCUACUGGGUCCACACGGGAAAGGCCCUCAGUACCAUGAGAUUGGCAGAUCCAUGGCCACACUGAUGACAGAUGAGAUAUUCCAUGAUGUAGCGUACAAAGCCAAAGACCGGACGGACCUGCUGUCUGGGAUAGAUGAAUUUCUGGACCAGGUGACAGUUCUGCCCCCAGGAGAAUGGGACCCCACGAUACGAAUCGAACCCCCGAAGAACGUCCCAUCGCAGAUGAAGAGGAAGAUACCCUCCCAGCCCAAUGGGUCGGCCUCAUCCUCUGGGGAGAUGUUGGAGGAAGAUGAAGGCCACGGAGCUGGGCCCGAGCUGCAGAGAACUGGACGGAUCUUUGGAGGCCUGGUGAUGGAUAUAAAGCGGAAGGCCCCGUUCUACUGGAGCGACAUCCGGGACUCGUUGAACCUGCAGUGUCUGGCCUCCAUCCUGUUCCUCUACUGCGCCUGCAUGUCCCCUGUCAUCACCUUCGGAGGGCUGCUGGGCGAGGCCACAAAGGGCAAUAUAAGUGCCAUAGAGUCUCUGUUUGGGGCAUCCCUCACAGGAGUGGCUUUCUCUCUGUUUGCGGGGCAGCCCCUCACUAUCCUGGGCAGCACGGGGCCUGUCCUGGUUUUCGAGAAGAUCCUCUUUAAGUUCUGCAAGGACUACGGCCUGUCCUACCUGUCUCUGAGGACCAGCAUCGGCCUGUGGACGGCCUUCCUCUGCCUGGUCCUGGUGGCCACAGACGCUAGCUCCCUGGUCUGUUACAUCACCCGCUUCACAGAGGAGGCCUUCGCCGCGCUCAUCUGCAUCAUCUUCAUCUACGAGGCCCUGGAGAAGCUCUUCCAGCUGGGGGAACACUACCCCGUCAACAUGCACAACGAGCUGGACAACCUCACACUCUACUCGUGUCAGUGUUCUCCACCGGCCAACGCCUCCGCUCAGAUCUUGCAGACGUGGAACCAGACAGGACACACACCAGACUCUAUCUCCUGGAACAGCCUCAACGUAUCGAUGUGUAACCUGCUUCAUGGAGAGUUUGCUGGUCCUGCCUGUGGUCACCACGGCCCCUACAUCCCAGAUGUCCUCUUCUGGUCCAUCAUCCUCUUUUUCACCACCUUCUUCCUCUCCUCUUUUCUCAAGGAGAUCAAGACCGAGCGAUACUUCCCUACAAAUGUGCGCUCCACCAUCAGUGACUUUGCCGUGUUUCUGACCAUUAUGAUCAUGGUGCUGGUGGACUAUCUAAUGGGCAUCCCCUCUCCUAAACUCAACGUACCCGACCGCUUUGAGCCUACCUCCAAGCAUCGCGGCUGGCUGAUCUCCCCGCUGGGCCCCAACCCCUGGUGGACCCUGCUGGUGGCGGCGCUGCCCGCUCUGCUCUGCACCAUCCUCAUCUUCAUGGACCAGCAGAUCACCGCCGUCAUCAUCAACCGCAAGGAGCACAAGCUCAAAAAAGGCUGUGGCUACCAUCUGGACUUACUGGUGGUGGCGCUAAUGCUGGGGGUUUGCUCCAUUAUGGGCCUGCCCUGGUUCGUAGCCGCCACCGUGCUCUCCAUCUCCCACGUCAACAGCCUCAAGGUGGAGUCGGGCUGCUCGGCCCCAGGAGAACAGCCCAAGUUCCUGGGCAUCAGAGAGCAGAGAGUCACCGGCUUCAUGAUCUUUGUCCUCAUGGGCUGCUCCGUCUUCAUGACCUCCGCACUCAAGUUCAUUCCUAUGCCAGUGCUAUACGGAGUCUUCCUCUACAUGGGAGUCUCUUCACUCAAAGGCAUUCAAUUCUUUGACCGUAUCAAGUUGUUUAGUAUGCCAGCCAAGCACCAGCCUGACCUGAUCUACCUGCGCUACGUUCCCCUGUGGAAGGUCCAUGUAUUCACCCUGGUGCAGCUCACCUGCCUCAUACUGCUGUGGGUUAUCAAGGCCUCGGCAGCUGCCGUCGUAUUCCCAAUGAUGGUGCUGGCCCUCGUCUUCAUUCGGAAGCUUCUCGACUUUUUCUUUACCAAGAGGGAGCUCAACUAUCUGGACGACUUGAUGCCCGAGAGCAAGAAGAAGAAAGAGGAUGACAAGAAGAAGAAGGAGAGGGAGAAACGGGAGGCCCAAGCUUUAUUGCUCAUAGAAGAACAGGUGGGCGUGAAUGCUGUGAAGGUCCAUUAUGACGGUGGGAACCUGCUCAAGAUCCCAGUCAAAACUCUCUCAGGGAGCUCAUGUGACCUCGGCAAUGUUAAUAUCUCUGAGGAAAUGGCCAAAAGCGGGGCAUGCAAAGCAGUGGCGAUGAGCGCCGACUUCGGCCCAUCUAUGAAGCGUAGCCAAAGCCAGGAGAAGGUGGCCUUUGUUAGAGUCAAUAUGGACACCACCGAGGCAGGAGGGCAGAGUUCAGCCUUGGAGACGGCCUUGUGAUUGAGGAGACCUUUGUCCUACCACCCCCUAACCCCACAGAGGGCCACUCUGUUACAGUGAGCAAGGUGAGAGGGUGAGCUAGACCUGGAGCAGAGAAGUCAGACUGGUCUCUGGAGAAGCCCCUUUUGUGCGUCUCCUCGGUCAACAGUUGAGCUCCAGUUACCUCCAGUGGUCCAGUGUAGCUCUGGGGAUCCCGAGGCCCCCUUAGCACACAGAGGACUAACUUCCUUGCAGUGGAGAGCACAUUGCUAGGAUAUAAAUUAACCAGACUGACACUGCCCACCGACCCCCACCAUUUUGGGUCAAACUCCAAUGUGAACCAAUUAUUUCCCACCCAUUGCCACAGCUGCCAAAAGAUGGGGCCACCACUGCCACACUGAUGCGGAAUCUUCUUCGAUUGUCAUGUAUGUGUGAAUUUACUUUAUUUUAAAAGGUAUAUUUUCUCAUCAAAAUUUGAAGCGAUAUUUUGUAAAAAUAAAUAAAUAAAGAUUCACAUCCUGAGACAUUCUGGUCUCUGUCAAAUAAUAUACAUUUACUUUAAAUGUACUAUACACAAACCAGCUACACCAGCUCCAGAAGCAUGUCACUCAAGCAAUGAUUCAGGUUGUUAUUUCUGUAAUUUCAACAGUGCAAACUGGUUACAUCACGACUAGACACUGGUGAUCUAAACUGUUGCAAACCAAAAGAAGAAUGUGGACAUUCAAGCAUCUAUACCCCAUAAUCUUUCUUGGUUGUGAAACAUUGACAGAAAGGUUGGAGUGGCAACCUCUUUUUACUGCCCUUGUACUGUAUCCGUACUGUAUACUCUGCAUUCUCAGUAUUGAUAUCGCUGCUCAGAUAAAGUUGUUCAGCAAUUUUUUUGUUUGUCACUGUUGUGCUGUUUUAGUGGAAUUGUGUGCUUUAUGUUUUAAUGGACAAUUUAAAAAAAUACUCUAAUUUAAGGUUAAGAAAGUGAUGAUAUGAAUAUUACAAUAAGCACUUUAGAUUUGUUUGCCAGUAGGAAUUAGUGCACAGGCCUGAAUUGAGUUAAAAACAUGGAAUCUGAAGAUCCACAAAACUGUUGCUGAAAUGUCUAGAAAAAGCAACGACUCAGGAAUCUACAUGAUUUCUUAUUGUGGAAAGUUCUUUACUCUCAUUUGUCUCACUACUCAUACCGUAUUUCAAUAGAAUAGCCUAUUUCUCUAUUGAUGGGACAAUUCUUUUUGAUAAACAGGAGAAAAAAAACAUCUAAAUUACUGUGCCGUUCUUCUAAUAACAAUGAACGUUAUUCUGUGCAGUAAAACUGUAUUGUACAACUUAUGCUGCACAUGUUUUAAUACUUGUCACAUGUAAAAAGUAAGUUCAGUAUUACAGACAUUUCCAAAAAAUGAGCCGUAAAAUGUAUUGCAAUUAUAUAUUUCUAAUUUGCUUAGCACACAUGCUCCUGAUUUAGCAAUAAGACAAGUGAUGUGAGUACAAUGCGAUGUGUGGAGUGAUGGUUCUAUUGAGCUGUCUGGGGGGAGUUUGUCAAACCCCAUCCACUUUGUGUGUCUGCUCUAUUGACUAUGUUAGUGUGUCGCUGAUUAUACAGACAAUAGCUUAUGUGCCUUGUGAAUGCUCUUUGUGUCUUUUAGUCAUACUGUAAUCAAACUUUUCAGGUAGUACAUACACAAACACACAGCAGUAAGGAUCUGAAUGUUUUUGUGAAAAUCAUAUCCUCUUCAACCAAACCGGCAAACUGAACUGAUUAAUAAGUUACAAAUAUUAACUCAUUAGUACUUCAUUGUACCCAUUUUCUGUCAAGAUAUGUACUGUAUGUUUCUAUGUCACAGAUGUGUUUGUUCAAAUAGGAAGAACUGUAAUGUACUGUAAUCAAAUAGAUUGUUUUAUGCAAUAUCA
This is a messenger RNA of Oncorhynchus masou masou (cherry salmon), 5785 nucleotides long. RefSeq names its product sodium bicarbonate cotransporter 3-like. The record is from RefSeq and is a predicted model, not a curated record. The transcript is spliced from 27 exons. Gene Ontology annotation, cellular component: apical plasma membrane; basolateral plasma membrane; plasma membrane. Bases 161 to 3907 code for a protein of 1248 amino acids. Gene Ontology annotation, molecular function: monoatomic anion transmembrane transporter activity; solute:inorganic anion antiporter activity; sodium:bicarbonate symporter activity. NCBI's taxonomy places the organism in Eukaryota, Metazoa, Chordata, Actinopteri, Salmoniformes, Salmonidae. Gene Ontology annotation, biological process: transmembrane transport; monoatomic anion transport; regulation of intracellular pH.